This is a messenger RNA of Candoia aspera, 3408 nucleotides long. It is a transcript of the gene AP1B1, whose product is annotated as adaptor related protein complex 1 subunit beta 1. NCBI's taxonomy places the organism in Eukaryota, Metazoa, Chordata, Lepidosauria, Squamata, Candoiidae. Gene Ontology annotation, cellular component: membrane coat; clathrin adaptor complex. Gene Ontology annotation, molecular function: clathrin binding. The record is from RefSeq and is a predicted model, not a curated record. The transcript is spliced from 22 exons. Bases 149 to 2986 code for a protein of 945 amino acids. Gene Ontology annotation, biological process: intracellular protein transport; vesicle-mediated transport.
CCCGCGCGCCCCCGCAGCCUUCCGGUCUCCUCCUCCUCCGCCGCCGCCCCGGGAGCGCGGCUGCGUGGCGUCCCCGAUCCCGACACUUCCGUCGGACCGGAGCGGAGCGAAGCGCGCGGAGAGGUGACCCAACCAACCAGAAAUCAAAAUGACUGACUCCAAGUAUUUCACCACCACCAAAAAAGGGGAAAUAUUUGAACUGAAGGCGGAACUGAACAGUGACAAGAAAGAGAAAAAGAAGGAGGCUGUCAAAAAAGUGAUUGCGUCCAUGACAGUGGGCAAAGAUGUCAGCGCUCUUUUCCCAGACGUGGUGAACUGCAUGCAGACAGACAACCUGGAGCUGAAGAAGCUGGUUUACUUGUAUCUGAUGAACUACGCCAAGAGUCAGCCAGACAUGGCCAUCAUGGCCGUCAACACGUUUGUCAAGGACUGCGAAGAUCCAAACCCCCUCAUCCGAGCCCUGGCCGUGCGCACGAUGGGUUGCAUCCGAGUUGACAAGAUAACCGAGUAUCUUUGCGAGCCGUUACGGAAAUGCCUGAAGGAUGAGGACCCUUACGUGCGCAAGACGGCGGCGGUCUGCGUCGCGAAGCUUCACGACAUCAAUGCACAGCUGGUGGAGGACCAGGGGUUCCUGGAUACCUUGAAAGAUCUCAUUUCAGACUCCAACCCGAUGGUGGUUGCAAAUGCAGUUGCGGCCCUCUCGGAGAUUGCAGAGUCGCACCCCAGCAGCAACCUGCUCGACUUGAACCCACAGUCCAUCAACAAGCUGCUGACGGCUCUGAAUGAAUGCACAGAAUGGGGGCAGAUCUUCAUCUUAGACUGCCUGGCCAACUACAUGCCCAAGGACGACCGUGAGGCUCAGAGCAUCUGUGAGCGGGUGACCCCCCGGCUGUCCCACGCCAACUCUGCCGUGGUCCUUUCGGCCGUGAAGGUGCUGAUGAAGUUCACCGAGAUGCUCUCAAAAGAUCUGGAUUAUUACGGGACUUUGCUGAAGAAACUGGCGCCCCCUCUGGUCACGCUGCUCUCAGCCGAACCGGAGCUGCAGUACGUGGCUCUCCGGAACAUCAACCUGAUUGUGCAAAAAAGGCCUGAGAUCCUCAAGCACGAGAUGAAAGUCUUCUUUGUGAAGUACAACGACCCCAUCUAUGUCAAGCUGGAGAAGCUGGACAUUAUGAUCCGCCUGGCUUCCCAGGCGAACAUCGCACAGGUGCUUGCAGAGUUAAAGGAAUACGCAACAGAAGUAGAUGUGGAUUUUGUGCGGAAAGCUGUCCGGGCCAUCGGCCGAUGCGCCAUUAAGGUGGAGCAAUCAGCGGAGCGCUGUGUCAGCACGUUGCUGGAUCUCAUCCAGACCAAGGUCAACUAUGUGGUGCAGGAAGCUAUUGUGGUCAUCAAGGACAUUUUUCGCAAGUACCCAAACAAGUAUGAAAGUGUCAUCGCCACCUUGUGCGAGAACCUGGACUCCCUCGACGAACCAGAAGCCCGGGCCGCCAUGAUCUGGAUCGUGGGAGAAUACGCCGAGCGCAUUGACAAUGCGGAUGAGCUGCUGGAGAGUUUUCUGGAGGGCUUCCAUGAUGAAAGCACCCAGGUUCAGCUACAGUUGCUGACGGCCAUCGUGAAGCUCUUUCUGAAAAAGCCCACCGAGACGCAGGAGCUGGUGCAGCAAGUGCUGAGUUUGGCCACGCAGGAUUCGGAUAACCCCGACCUGAGGGACCGGGGCUACAUCUACUGGCGCCUGCUCUCCACGGAUCCUGUGGCAGCCAAGGAAGUGGUCCUGGCCGAGAAGCCUCUCAUUUCAGAGGAGACGGACCUGAUCGAGCCCACGCUGCUGGACGAGUUGAUCUGCUACAUUGGCACGCUGGCCUCGGUCUAUCACAAGCCCCCAAGUGCGUUCGUGGAGGGGAGCAGAGGCGUUGUCCACAAAAGCCUCCCUCCCCGGACGGGCUCAAGCGAAAGUGCAGAGAGUCCAGAUGUUGCCCCAGCUGGGGUGCCACCAUCGGAGCAGCCGGCGGUCAUCCCAACACAGGGUGAUCUGCUGGGAGAUCUGCUGAACCUUGAUCUUGGGCCCCCAGUCAGCAGCCCUCCAAUUGCUACAUCAUCAGUGCAGAUGGGAGCUGUGGAUCUUCUUGGCGGUGGCUUGGAUAGUCUGAUGGGGGAAGAAUCCGAAGGGAUGGGAGCACCCAGUUUUGCCGCACCCAGUGUGGUCAUCCCCUCAAACCUGGGGGGACCCCUCGGAGGGGGGCUGGGGGACCUCUUUGACCUGGCCGGAGGCGUGAGCAACCUGGCGGCCUCCCACGUCGCUCCCAAAACGGUGUGGCUCCCCGCAGUGAAAGCCAAGGGCUUGGAGAUUUCAGGAACAUUUAGUCGCCGGGGAGGUUCCCUUUCCAUGGACCUCAUGUUGUCCAACAAAGCCUUGCAGGUCAUGUCGGACUUCGCCAUCCAGUUCAACCGGAACAGCUUCGGUUUGGCCCCUGCUGCGCCCCUGCAAGUCCACACUCCUCUGGCCCCAAACCAGAAUGUGGAGAUCUCUCUUCCCCUCAACACUGUUGGCUCGGUCAUGAAGAUGGAUCCCCUGAAUAAUCUCCAGGUGGCAGUGAAAAAUAACAUCGAUGUGUUCUACUUCAGCACUCUCUAUCCUCUGUACAUUCUCUUCGUGGAAGAUGGGAAAAUGGAACGGCAGAUGUUCCUGGCCACGUGGAAGGACAUUCCCAACGAGAAUGAAGCGCAGUUCCAGAUUAAAGACUGUCCGCUCAGCGCAGAUGCCGCAAGCAGCAAGCUGCAAGGUAAUAACAUUUUCACCAUUGCGAAGAGGAACGUGGAAGGCCAGGACAUGCUGUACCAGUCGCUCAAGCUCACCAACGGCAUCUGGGUCCUGGCUGAGCUGAGGAUCCAGCCCGGGAGUCUUAACUUCAUGCUGUCCCUGAAGUGUCGUGCCCCCGAGGUCGCCCAGCACAUUUUCCAAGCGUAUGAAACCAUCCUGAAAAACUGAAGCCGCCCGUUUCUCCCUCCCAAGAGCGGUGGAGACGGAUGGGGACCAAGCCGUGACAAAAAAAAAAAAUGUGUUUUUUUCCUCUUCGGAAGAUCAUUUUUGGCAGGGAUCGAGUGGCUGGCAAUCUGGGCAGGCUUUGUGAGUGGCUGGAACUGCGUCCUCUGCGAAAGUUGUAGAACGAGGCAGUGGUGGGAUGAAGGAGAUCUGGCUCCAUAUCUGUGUGUGUGUGUGUGUGUGUGUGUGUGUGUGUAAAGGCCUGCCGUGUUUCUCUGCUCAGGGCAUCUGUGUCCUUGAGAGCUCUUUGUGAAUUGAAAUCACAGGCUGCAUGGGUGCUGCGCUGCAGCCGCACCAGGAAAUAUUCCCUGCAUCUUUCGUCCUGGCAAUCUUGCUAUUCUCACCCGAAUAAAGAAAUCAGUGGCCCA